GUCCGCAAACACUGGUCGAGUAGUUACUUAAGUUAGAAGAGUAUUUCAAUUCCGUAAUGCAAGGACAAAGCGGAGGAGAGACGAAGAAGAGACUGUGUGUGUGGAUAAGGCCAUUUCUGAAGAGAAAGAAAAAGCGCCACACCCAAAAAAAACCGGCGCCUACAAAACGCCUACAAUGGCCGCUACUCUAGCUGCUACUGCUGGUGGCAACAUCCUAACUCCGCCAUUGUUAUCCCGUCUCAAGCUCAAACCUCCGCCUACCUCGCUCCUAUCUCUCUCCCCUUUCCAGUCAAAUCUCUUUUGCCUUCGCCUUUGCAUUUCUACUUCCAAUUUUCAAUCUUUUCCACUUUCUCACUCCUCCUCCUCUCACCUCGUUUCCGCCUCCGGACGAUAUUCCGGGAAGAGCUCUGAUGAUGAUCAACCUCUCGAUAUAUCUUCCGUUAGGUCAGAUAAAGUUAGGCUAAUUGAUGAAAAGCAAAAUAUGAUUGGAAUUGUAUCAAGAAAUGAAGCAAUUCGAAGAGCUGAGGAUUUAGAGCUUGAUCUGGUGGUGGUCUCACCCGAGGCAGAUCCUCCUGUUGUCAGAAUAAUGAACUAUGAUAAAUUUAGAUACGAACAGCAGAAGAAGAAAAGGGAACAACAGAAGAAAAGUGCUGCUAGUCGUCAGGACUUAAAAGAACUCAAGAUGGGGUACAAUAUUGAUGUCCAUGAUUAUUCUGUGCGCCUUAGAGCUGCACAGAAGUUCAUAAAAGAUGGUGACAAGGUGAAAGUUAUGGUAACUAUGAAAGGACGUGAAAAAGCCUUUCUAGACAACGCAAUUCAGCUCAUCAGAAAGUUCCAAACCGAGCUUGGCGAGGUUGCAACUGAGGAGCACAACAAUUUUUCGCGCAGGAAGAAAGAAGACAUCACAGAGAGAUUUAUAUAUGUGAUUCUCGUACCAAAUAAAGUAGUUGUUCAGAAGGCCCAAGAGGCACCAAAGAAGAAGCGUGAUUUAGCUCCUAAUGAAGUAUCGGCUCCUAAUGAAGUCCCGACUCCUAAUGAAGUCCCGGCUCCUAUUGAAGUCUCAGCUCGGCCAGUGUUUAAUUCUACAAAAUCGGUUUUGUGAGUUUUAGGUGAGGGAUUUGUGGCUGGUAAUCGUCAUUAUGUCCGAGUUUUAUAGCAAUUACAGCUUCUGUAUAGGAUUAAUGAAAAUAGAGUUUGUACGAGUACAACUCACAUGCGUUGCUCAAGGUUGUAGAAAUAACUUUCGAGUAUCCCUAGAAUCUGUAUAAUAUUGUCCUUUGAAGUUACAUGUAAAACCAUUUUUGGAAGGUGAAAAUACAAAGAAAGUCUGUUAAUGA
Messenger RNA from Spinacia oleracea (spinach), 1337 nucleotides. Its product is annotated as translation initiation factor IF3-4, chloroplastic. The record is from RefSeq and is a predicted model, not a curated record. Gene Ontology annotation, biological process: translational initiation; ribosome disassembly. The coding region runs from base 176 to 1102 and encodes 308 amino acids. The transcript is spliced from 9 exons. NCBI's taxonomy places the organism in Eukaryota, Viridiplantae, Streptophyta, Magnoliopsida, Caryophyllales, Amaranthaceae. Gene Ontology annotation, molecular function: ribosome binding; translation initiation factor activity.